GACCUCGACAUCAUCCAUCGGCCGAGUCUGAGACGGGUCUUUUGACCUGGGACCAUGGCACUCCCGCACCCUAAACUAUACACCAUGACGGUACUCCUCCGUUUAUAGCUAUGAUCCCGCCCAGGAACGCCAACGGCCCCCAAACAACUCGUCUUUUGCGUGCCUGAAUCUUGUUCGCGACAACGCCGAAAGAUGCCAUCCCUCGCACGCAAGGUUGUCAUUGCUGCCGCAGUGGACGGCCUCCUGAUUCAGCCUCUGGCGACCAAGAAAGAACACAAGCCUUCACCUCCGGUCAGGCUGCGCUAUGGAGACGCUGCUAUUUCAUUCGUUUCCCGAGACGGGCUGCCAGACCUGUCUAAGCCCAACUCCUCGUUCGAGGCCUUCGGAAUUGUUGGCCUGAUCACGGUCUCCCGCUUCAGUUAUCUCGUCUCCAUUACCCGCCGCAAGCAGGUCGCCGUGAUCCGCGGUCACCCGGUAUACGUCAUCACCGAGGUCGCCCUCACGCCAUGCUCCUCCUACAACGAUGCCAGUGAAGCCGUUGCAAAGACCGCCAUACAACCACAACGUAAAGAUGCUGGAGAAUCGGCCGGGGAUGACACAGACACUGAAGCUGAAGACGACACCGACAUAGACACAGCUUCGAUUAAGAGCGAUGAGGUGCCUACCGACGACGAGCGUCCGGAUACAUCGGAUGGGUCUAAGCCCUCGGCUACCAGCGUCGCGAAGGAUGUCAUGACCCGGCGUGGCAGCUAUGGCCGUUUUGCUCAACGAUGGUUCAGCAGCAGCGGCUGGACACUGGAGCAAAAGCGGAGCAUGGGUCUCAGCCAGUCCGAAGAGAAUGUUAGUAACGCCGUGGAUAAGGCUGCCGAUGGCAACCUGCCAGGAGACUCCAAGGCCCCUGCGGCUACCAAGGAGGAUACUGCAUCACCAGAGGCGGCUGGUGUUCCUGUGGAGGAUGCAAAAGAAGAAAAGAUGGCGCCACCAGCACUGCUACCGAAGCUACUGCGCACCACCCAGAUACUUUUUGGCUCUUCCCAGAGCUACUUCUUCUCGUAUGACUACGACAUCACUAGGAGUUUGUCGAGGCAGCGCGAGGCUACGACGCAAGGCGACACGCCGCUUUACCGCAGGACGGAUCCUAUGUUCUUCUGGAACCAGAAUGUUAUACAACCUUUUAUUGAUGCAGGGAUCGAUGCGCUCGCAUUGCCCCUGAUGAAGGGUUUCGUGGGACAGAGAACGUUUACCGUGGACAGCCAACCGGAACAGCUAGAUGAGUACAAGGGCUCUGUGGAGAUGAAUGACUUCGCUACCAAUUGGUCAACACCGGGGUCGGACUCUGAGGCACCUCCUGCGUCGUCUCCAGGCGCAAAGACUGGGAUCAAACCGAGAACGUCAGAGAAGCAAUUCAACAUCACCGUGAUAUCAAGACGAUCAGUGAAGAGAGCCGGGCUGCGGUAUCUAAGGCGCGGGAUAGAUGAGGAGGGAUGGUGCGCAAACACGGUAGAGACCGAGCAGAUCCUCUCGCCAGCUAUCGUUGACCCGACCUCGAAGAUAUAUUCCUUCUUGCAGGUUAGAGGCAGCAUACCGGUCUUUUUCACACAGAGCCCCUACUCGCUGAAACCAAGCCCCGUCUUUCAGCAUUCUGAUGAUUCCAAUUUCCACGCGCUGAAGCAGCAUUUCGAUCGACUGCAUCAACAGUAUGGGUCUCUUCAGAUCGCCAACCUCGUGGAGAAGCAUGGCGUGGAAGCUCCGAUCGGCCAGAAGUAUCAACAAGGGAUGGAACGGUAUAAUGAGAGCAGUUCCAAGGAGGAUGCAGUACCAUUCGAGUGGUUUGACUUCCACGAUGCAUGCAGGGGCAUGAAGUUCGAGAACGUGCAAAAGCUCAUCGAUACACUUCAAGACCAGCUCGACGAGUUUGGGAGCACAGUUGAACAAGAUGGUGACAUCAAGACACGCCAGAAGGGCGUUAUAAGGACUAACUGUAUGGACUGCCUGGACCGAACAAAUGUUUGCCAGAGUUCCUUCGCCAAGUACAUGCUGGAUGCCCAACUCAAGGAGCAAGGCUAUGACAUGACUGCUCAGGUGGACCAGGUGAAUUCUUGGUUCAACACAUUGUGGGCGGACAACGGGGACGCCAUCUCGAAACAAUACGCCUCGACCGCGGCUAUGAAGGGCGACUACACACGCACGAAAAAGAGGAACUACCGUGGUGCUCUGGCGGAUGCUGGGUUGGGACUGACACGGUUCUUCAAUGGCAUGGUCAACGACUUCUUUCUGCAAGCAACUAUCGACUUCCUCCUCGGAAACGUCACAUCCCUCGUGUUUGAUGAGUUCGAAGACAACAUGAUGACAAAAGACCCGGCAGUCUCGAUUCAGAAAAUGCGAGAUCAGGCCAUCGAACUCUGUCAGAAGCGAGUUGUUGAGGACGCCAAAGAAGAAUUCAUCGGCGGCUGGACAUUCCUCAGCCCUGCAGUCACGAAUAGUAUCAUGGGCACACCUCUCCAAGAGGUUGUCCUCCUCUUGACCGACACUGCGGUUUACCUGUGCCGCUUUGACUGGAAUCUUGACAAGGUAUCGUCUUUCGACCGGGUCGAUUUGGCACAUGUGCAAACUAUCCAGUCCGGGACAUAUGUUACCUCGACAUCAUCUGCGACUCAAACCGACGAGUCAAAGAACAUCGGCCUGGUAAUUGUGUACAAGCCAGGCUCGAACGACUACCGCCGGGUCAACACGCGAUCUCUGUCCAGUACCAAGCCCAACGGGCAGGAUUCUGUUCCUGACGAGGCUCAGGAGGCCAAGGCCAAAGACACAUCCGGCUCAUCGCCAGUCCAGUCCAGGCUGACAGGCCUCCUGGGCCGCAAGGGCGGUGCGGCCCCACCAGAGACGAAGAAGAUCGUCCUCAAGGCCCCGUAUACCAACUCAUCCCUCGCCGACCGCGGCGGCAAGGCCAACGCCUCGCGCAUGACGGAGAAACAGCUUGUGUCAGCCGUGGCCCACGAGAUAGAGCGGUUGGCCUUCCUGAACCAGCCCGUUUCCGGGACCGCGGAGGCGAAGAGGGGGAGCAUCAUCGAGGAGGCAGAUAUCGUGAGCCUGGCGGAGGCAAAGAAGAACGUGGGUAUCCUUGAGACGCUGGGAUACAACCUCAAGAGGCUGGUCUGGGCCUAGAGGAGUAUGGAUCAGGUGGGGGUUUGCGGUUUGGACUGGGACACCACAUCUUGCACACAUUGUCUGGCGUAUCAUGCAGGGAAUUGCUGAUUUAUAAAUAUAAUAGGAGAGACCGUGUUUGUUAGAAACUAGAUCAUUUGCCCAGUUUAUGCCGAGUUCAAUAUUGCAUUCAAA
Messenger RNA from Diaporthe batatas, 3339 nucleotides. RefSeq lists its product as uncharacterized. Gene Ontology annotation, cellular component: endoplasmic reticulum. Gene Ontology annotation, biological process: phosphatidylinositol dephosphorylation. Lineage: Eukaryota; Fungi; Ascomycota; Sordariomycetes; Diaporthales; Diaporthaceae. The coding region runs from base 193 to 3165 and encodes 990 amino acids. The transcript has 3 exons. The record is from RefSeq and is a predicted model, not a curated record. Gene Ontology annotation, molecular function: phosphatidylinositol-4-phosphate phosphatase activity.